GACUCAGCCGGCCGCGCUCUUCACCCCGCCCUCUCCUCCUCCUCCCCUUCCUCCCACCGCCCCUCCUCCCGGGGUAAGGCCGAAACUCUAUAAGUGCCAUCGUCCGGGCGCGCAGCGAGCGGCGGGCGGCGCGGGGCCGGGCAGGGCUGGGGCGGCACAGAGUCGGGCGGAGGCUGAGCCCUUCCCGCAGCGCGACCCCUCUACGCGUGCCGCUGCCCUCCGCGUCCCGCGCUCGCCCGACAAUAUGUCCACGGCCCUGGUGUCGCCCACCAUCUUCGACCUGAGCGAAGUUUUAUGCAAGAGCAGCAAGAUGCUGAACUACAGCCCCGCGGGGGUCGGCGGGUGCCUGCUGGACAGGAAGGCGGUGGGCACCCCGGCCGGCGGCGGCUUCCCUAGGAGGCACUCGGUGACGCUGCCCAACGCCAAGUUCCACCAGAGCCAGCUCCUCGGCGGCCUCAAAGGAGAGCCCGCGCCCGCGCUCGGCCCCCGGGAGAGCCGCUUUCGGGACCGCUCCUUCUCGGAGGGCGGCGAGCGGCUGCUGCAGCAGAAGCAGCCCGGGGGCCAAGUGAACUCCAGCCGCUACAAGACGGAGCUGUGCCGCCCCUUCGAGGAGAACGGCGCCUGCAAGUACGGCGACAAGUGCCAGUUCGCCCACGGCAUCCACGAGCUGCGCAGCCUCACCCGCCACCCCAAGUACAAGACCGAGCUCUGCCGCACCUUCCACACCAUCGGCUUCUGCCCCUACGGGCCGCGCUGCCACUUCAUCCACAACGCCGAGGAGCGGCGCGCGGUGGCGGGCAGCCGGGAGCCCCCCGCCGCCGACAGACCCCGCCUGCAGCACAGCUUCAGCUUCGCCGGCUUCCCCAGCGCCGCCGCCCCCGGGCUGCUGGACAGCCCCACCUCCGUCACCCCGCCGCCCAUGCUGAGCGCCGACGACCUGCUGGGCUCCCCCACGCUGCCCGACUGCGCCAGCAACCCCUUCACCUUCUCCAGCCAGGAGCUGGUCAGCCUCUUCGCCCCCAGCGUGGGGGUGCCGGUGCCCGGCGGGAGCUCCCCCACCGCCUUCCUGUUCAGGCCCAUGUCCGAGUCUCCCCACAUGUUCGACUCGCCGCCCAGCCCUCAGGACUCGCUCUCUGACCAGGAGGGCUAUCUGAGCAGCUCCAGCAGCAGCCACAGCGGCUCCGACUCGCCCAUCCUGGACACCUCCAGGCGCCUGCCCAUCUUCAGCAGACUCUCCAUCUCCGACGACUAAGCGGGUUCCUCCCGCUCCCCCCUCGGUGGCGAUGUUAAGCUGACCCCCCGCCUUCCCCCACCCCCCCCAGCUGGAUGUUAACGCGUCCGCCUGCCUGUCGCGCACCCAUCGGCUCCAACCUUAAGUGCCAAAUUACGACGAGAAGCAAUAACGUUUACAAAAUUAGUGCCUUGUAACACUUUCACUGUGACUCUAUUACCUCUCCGGCUGCAGAGGGCACCGCAGCUCUGCGCGCUUCCAGAUGUGCGGGACGUGCCCGCGCCCGGCUCCCCCCGCUGGCCGCCUCCUGCACCGCCCCCCGGCCCCCCGGCUGCAGGCACGUGGCAGCGUUAACAUCCAGCCCCUCGCCUCGCCCCUCCGCCUGCCUGCGGGGAGGGCGAGCUGAGAACAGAGUGGUUGUGACACGAGCGGGACUUCGGCUGGGAGGACAACGAGCGAGAAAGAUGGCAGAAAGCAAAAGAGGUGGACUGUGCUGGGAGAGACUCGAUUUUGGUGCUAAAAGUUCCUCGUGUAUUCGUGUGACAUCUUAACAACAAAUAAAGAAACGGAGGGGGUGGGGCGGACGGAAGUCAUUCCACACAUACACACGUUCGUGUAAACAAAGUUCCAGUAGACAUAGCUUUAAUGGUUUUGCUCUAGAGUACCUUAGACCUAUCUUAGAGCACUCACGCCGAGCUUUUAUUAUUAUUUUUUUUUUCUGGGUUUUUAAUUUUGUAUAACUUCAGAAAUUGGAGAGCAAAUUUUGCUUGUCACUGCACAACAAUAUAAAAAAGCUUAUUUAACUUAUCAAAACGUAUUUAUUGCCGAAACCUAUGCUUUUUUGUUAAUUUUGUUCAUAUUUAUCGGGAUGAUGAAUCCAUAGAAUAUAUUCUUUUAUGUUUAAAUUAUGAUCUUCCAUAUUAAUCUUAAGAUUGUGAAGUGUCUUUUCCUUUUUUUUUUUCCCCACAGUUUAAUAUAUUAUACUACAAUGACAUUUUUUGUAACUUUACACUUUUUUUUGUUAUUUUAUUUUAAAAAAUGAAAAAUUAAUUUAAAAAAAAUGCAAAAAACUGUGUUUGGAUUAUUUAUUUUAGAAUUUCCCCCCCUCCUUUUUUUUUUUUUUUUUUUGUGUUGGACUGCAAAUUGAGUUAAUGUGCUUCUUUGCCUUUCCUUUCUUCCUCCUCUUCCCCUGCCCUGGGUCUUGCCAAGUGGGCUACAGAAUGUACAUAUGUGAGCUCUGUGCGAGGCAGUGUGGACGGAAGACCUUUUUCUUCCUCUUUUUGUAUAGAUUCAAGGAGAAAAGCCUUGAGCUCCAAGUGCCUAUCUGAAGACAUUCCAAAUACAGUUUGUCUUUGCGUUUCUGUAUCCAAGUUUGGAGUUUUCCUUGCCGAGGUGAACGGGACUGGCACAAAGAGAAUAAUGAAUGUAAUUUUUUCCCCCCUGUUACUGUUCACUACAUUGCUUUCUCUUCCUCUUUGUGUGAGUUUAUUUAAAAGAGAAUCUCUUUUGUAACGACUGUUUGCAGUUUAAAUCAAUAAACCCCAAGUUUUUUCAAGAAA
Molecule: messenger RNA, 2790 nt
Organism: Phasianus colchicus (ring-necked pheasant)
Lineage: Eukaryota; Metazoa; Chordata; Aves; Galliformes; Phasianidae
Gene: ZFP36L1
Product: ZFP36 like 1 zinc finger CCCH-type
Molecular function (GO): metal ion binding; mRNA binding
Source: RefSeq, a predicted model, not a curated record